AGCACUCGCGUUCAGCGGCAGAUUUUUCUACGAAGAAGAGGACACGUACAUCUUCAGAAGAAAUAUCAAAAGUCUACAAGCUUUUCUAAAAGAUGCAGAUCUUUGUCAAAACCCUCACUGGCAAGACCAUCACCCUUGAGGUCGAGCCAAGCGACACCAUUGAGAACGUCAAGGCAAAGAUCCAGGACAAAGAAGGCAUUCCCCCUGACCAGCAGAGGCUGAUCUUCGCUGGCAAACAGCUGGAAGAUGGUCGCACACUGUCUGACUACAACAUCCAGAAAGAGUCCACCUUGCAUCUGGUGCUGCGUCUCAGGGGAGGUUCAGAUAUUUAAACUGACAAUCUCAGAAAUGGACAUUUAAUUCUUUCAGUAUCCCCUGUUCAUGCACUCACCACAUUGUCCCCUCCUCUCUCCGUACUUUAUUACUAAAAAUUUUCCACCUGUUUUUUUUUUAUGUUCAAAAUGACAAAAUAAAAGCAUUGAAAUGUA
Sinocyclocheilus anshuiensis is the source of this 488-nucleotide messenger RNA. RefSeq names its product ubiquitin. The record is from RefSeq and is a predicted model, not a curated record. The coding region runs from base 93 to 332 and encodes 79 amino acids. Lineage: Eukaryota; Metazoa; Chordata; Actinopteri; Cypriniformes; Cyprinidae. Gene Ontology annotation, molecular function: protein binding. The transcript is spliced from 2 exons.